Exophiala aquamarina CBS 119918 is the source of this 3672-nucleotide messenger RNA. Its product is annotated as chitin synthase 4. Gene Ontology annotation, molecular function: chitin synthase activity. Gene Ontology annotation, cellular component: cell periphery; cell septum. NCBI's taxonomy places the organism in Eukaryota, Fungi, Ascomycota, Eurotiomycetes, Chaetothyriales, Herpotrichiellaceae. The record is from RefSeq and is a predicted model, not a curated record. The coding region runs from base 1 to 3672 and encodes 1223 amino acids. The transcript has a single exon.
AUGGCCGACGAACCACGUAGGCCCCGGCCUGCCACUUCACCUACUCGAGACAAAUCUCAUUCUCCAUAUCGAGACUCGCCCUCGAGAAGACUGAGAGACAUCGAAACCGGUCCCUACCAACAAGCUCGCAACCCCGCGCACACUGCCCACCGUGCGAACGAUCAACAUCCCCCUUCUCCUAGUUCGAGAACGGCUGAUUGGGAGCCCAUCAUGUCGAAUCCUGCAAACCAGUCAGAUUUGGGUCGCAAGAAGUCUCUCAUCCGUCCCGAAAGGAACCGCAUCGACCGGGAUCACCCCAAUUACCAUUACCGCAAGCAUGCUCAGAACAUGGAGGUCUUGCCCUCAACCACGGGCAAUGAUCCUGUCCUUGAAGAGUUGACCGAAGCCCGCACCGUUAGUUCAGGAAGCAUAGAACAUGACACUGAACAGCCCCAUCCUCCCAUGCGAAAUCAGAGUACCCGCCAAAACAACGCUCGUCUUCCCGGUAAUAUUGAACCCGUAGGCAAGAAGCGGGCUCCUCGUAAGCUCGUCCGAAAAGAAACCCGGAACAUGACAGAAGAGGAGAAGAAGAUGCAGAAAGAACUGGACAAGAUCAAGCCUCCCAGCGCGUGGAAUAUAUAUUGCGCCAUCAUCACCUUCUGGGUCCCUGAUAUUGUCCUGCAAUGUUUUGGCAUGCCCGCCAAAGCCCAGAGACGAGCUUGGCGAGAAAAGGUCGGUUUGAUCAGCAUUAUCAUCGCCAUUGCUGCCUUCGUCGGUUUCUUGACCUUUGGCUUCACUCAGGCCGUCUGUUCCGCUCCAGGUCUCAGGCUUCGGGUCAACAAGGUGGACUCGGGUUACAUGAUCUUUCAUGGUGGUGCUUACAACUUGGAUGGCUCCAUGCACCCCGCUGCUCUCGGCGUCCCACUUGACACCAAUGUCCUCUAUGAUCUUCCUCACAAGUAUGGCGGUCAAGAUGGCAGUUUCAUGUUUCAACGAGUCAAUGGCCAAUGCAAAGACCUCAUCACCCUCGCUCCAGGUUCUGACGUCCCAACAAAUGCGGAUGGCGACCUUGCUUGGUACUUUCCCUGCGUCGCUUUCAAUCAAGAUGGUUCUUCACCCGUCAACACCACAGUUCCCUACUAUUUAGGAUACUCAUGCCAUACCACCGAGAAGGCGCGAACCACUUUCUACCACCUGAGAAGAGCAGGGGAUGUCUUCUUCACCUGGGAUGACAUCAGAAAUCAAUCUCGAAACCUGGUUGUAUACUCGGGCAACGUCAUUGAUUUGGACCUUCUUGGAUGGUUCAACUCAAGCCAAGUCGUGUGGCCACAGCAGUUCGAUGACCUACGAGAAAACAAGGAUAUUCGUGGCAUGGACAUCACACACGUCUUGCAGUCCUCGGCCGAUAAGAAGGUCGGCAAAUGCCUCUCCCAAAUUGCCAAGGUCGGAAGUAUUGAUACCGAGUCGGUUGGCUGUAUUGCUUCAAAGGUCGUUCUCUACGUCUCCCUGGUCUUUAUUCUGGCAAUUGUACUCGCCAAAUUCUUUUUGGCUCUUGCCUUCCAAUGGUUUCUUUCCCGGAAAUUCGCAGCUGCGAAGUCUUCCCAGAAGGUUGAUGCCAAAGAACGAGCCAAGCAAAUUGAAGACUGGAGUAACGACAUCUACAAACCCGCUCCUAAAAUUACUGACCCGGCAACUACAGUCUCCGGGUCUGACGGCCGAAACAGCAAGCGCGGAAGCAUGUUGUUUCCCCAAACCUCGCGUUUCACUAGCCCGUAUGCUGUCGAUCGCGCAAACAAGACCAAUCGACCUCCACCAACCACAAUGACAAGUCAGUCUUCUAAUGCCAAACUCAUCCAACCAGGAAGCGGAGUGUAUAAGCACGGCCAUAACAACAGUCAAGUCACAUUAGAUAUGAACAGAAUGAGUGGUGCUGGCAGUCGCUCCAGUCUCUUCCUAUCUGGGUACGACACACGCUAUUCUAUUGCGAACGAUGAUGCUAGUCCGAAUGGGCCACUAGGUUUUAUUCACGAAAAUGUUGUUCCACAACCACCUCCCGAGUGGCAGCCAUUUGGAUAUCCCUUGGCUCACACCAUCUGUCUCGUUACCGCAUAUUCUGAAGGUGAAGACGGCAUUCGUACCACAUUGGACUCUAUUGCAACAACCGAUUAUCCUAACAGCCAUAAAGCUAUUCUCGUCAUCUGUGAUGGUAUCAUUAAAGGCAAAGGCGAAGCCCUAUCUACCCCUGACAUUGUCCUUGGUAUGAUGGGUGACUUUGUCGUUCUUCCUGAAGAUGUUCAGGCUUUCUCCUACGUUGCCGUAUCCAGUGGUUCCAAACGACACAAUAUGGCCAAGGUCUAUGCCGGUUUCUACGACUAUGGGCAGAAUUCUCGGGUGGAUCCGAGCAAGCAACAGCGAGUUCCGAUGCUGGUUGUAGCCAAAUGUGGAACACCUGACGAAUCCGGCAAGAGCAAGCCUGGAAACCGAGGCAAACGUGACAGUCAAAUCAUCCUAAUGUCAUUCUUACAAAAGGUCAUGUUUGAUGAACGUAUGACCGAACUCGAAUUUGAAAUGUUCAAUGGACUCUGGAAAGUGACCGGAAUGUCACCCGAUUUCUAUGAGACGGUUCUCAUGGUUGACGCGGAUACUAAGGUUUUCCCGGACAGUCUUACCCAUAUGAUAUCUGCAAUGGUCAAGGACCCAGAAAUCAUGGGUCUUUGUGGUGAGACCAAGAUUGCCAACAAGAAUCAGUCUUGGGUCUGUCGAAUCCAGGUUUUCGAAUAUUUUAUCUCCCAUCAUCUUUCAAAGUCCUUUGAAUCCGUCUUUGGUGGAGUGACUUGUCUUCCAGGCUGUUUCUGCAUGUACCGCAUCAAAUCCCCCAAAGGUGGUCAAAACUAUUGGGUCCCGAUUUUGGCCAAUCCCGACAUUGUCGAGCACUACUCGGAAAACGUGGUCGAUACUCUUCACAAAAAGAACUUGUUGCUUCUCGGUGAAGACAGAUAUCUUUCUACCCUUAUGUUGAAAACUUUCCCCAAACGAAAACAGGUAUUCGUGCCUCAGGCAGUUUGCAAGACAACCGUACCGGAGAAAUUCAGUGUCUUACUCUCUCAGCGUCGUCGCUGGAUCAACUCGACCAUUCAUAACCUGAUGGAACUGGUCUUGGUUCGAGAUCUUUGUGGUACUUUUUGCUUCAGUAUGCAGUUUGUCGUCUUCAUUGAACUCAUCGGUACUUUGGUUCUUCCAGCGGCUAUUUCCUUUACUGUCUACCUCAUCGUCAUUUCGAUUGUCAAACGGCCAGUUCCAGUCAUUCCACUGAUUUUACUCGCGCUCAUUCUCGGCCUGCCGGCCAUCUUGAUUGUUCUAACGGCACAUCGGUGGUCAUAUAUUCUUUGGAUGUUGAUCUACUUGGGAUCUCUGCCCAUCUGGAAUUUUGUUCUCCCUGUAUACGCUUUCUGGAAAUUCGAUGAUUUCAGUUGGGGCGACACACGGAAAACAGCGGGCGAGAAAACAAAGAAAGCAGGCAUCGAGUAUGAAGGAGAAUUUGACAGCAGCAAGAUUACCAUGAAAAGAUGGGGAGACUUCGAGAAAGAACGCCGCGCCCAAGCCAAUGGUAUUCCUUGGACAUCUCAUUCAAUGGGACGACCACAAAGUGGAUAUAACUCAACACAAAACUUUGAGCCAUAUUCUGACUAUUGA